This is a messenger RNA of Cicer arietinum (chickpea), 1046 nucleotides long. NCBI's taxonomy places the organism in Eukaryota, Viridiplantae, Streptophyta, Magnoliopsida, Fabales, Fabaceae. The record is from RefSeq and is a predicted model, not a curated record.
AUUUGUUGAGAAGGCUGUAACAAGAGUCUCUCUCAACUUAAAAGAGUGAAUCUUAAUAUUCCAUUGGCCAUUGCCAGGUGAAGAAAAGGAUACUGCAAAUCAAACUAUCUUCCAAGUUUAGCAAACACAAUCCCCUAAAUUUGGCACCACUUUUCAACCAACUUUGAACACUAAGGUUUUUUUGUUUGAUUUUCCGAGGUUCAAAAUGUCUGCCGCCGUGGGAGCUUCUGUCUCCUCCACAACCACAGCCAACGAUGUUCCUUACAACCCUCGUUUAGAGGAACAACAACAACAACAUGAUGCUGAACAAACUGAACCUGAUGAUGAUGAUGAUGAUGACGACUCUAGGUUGGACUCUGAUGGGGAAUUGGAUCUUGGUCCUCAGUUUACCCUCAAGGAACAGCUUGAGAAAGAUAAAGAUGAUGAAAGUUUGAGAAAAUGGAAGGAGCAACUUCUGGGAAGUGUUGAUAUAUCUUCUGUUGGAGAAAGCAAAGAUCCAGAAGUGAAGAUACAAAGCCUCACUAUAACAUGUUCAGACAGGCCUGACCUUGUACUACCAAUUCCAUUUACUAAUGAUCCUAAGAAGAGUCUCUUCAUUCUUAAGGAAGGAAGCCAAUGCCGCAUGAAAUUCACCUUCACUGUUUCGAACAACAUCGUUUCUGGUCUCAAAUACACCAAUAUUGUCUGGAAAACUGGGGUUAGAGUGGAUAGCAGAAAAAAAAUGUUGGGAACUUUUAGUCCUCAGCANGAACCAUUUUUAUAUGAAUUGGAAGAAGAAACUACUCCUUCUGGUAUAUUUGCUAGGGGAACCUAUUCAGCAAGAACCAAGUUUGUAGAUGACGAUCGAAAAUGCUACUUGGAUGUGAGUUACUACUUUGAAAUUCAGAAGAACUGGUGAACACCUAACUGAGAUUUAAAUUUGAGUAAUUUAUUGAAGAGUUUUGUUCCUAUGGCAUCUUGUAUCUUUCUGGAACAGAUUGGAAAUCAACUUGUUGUUUAUCAAUUCCUGUUAAGAGCCAUGCAUGCUGCUACAUGCUAGUGUCAAA